Messenger RNA from Marasmius oreades (fairy-ring Marasmius), 3401 nucleotides. RefSeq lists its product as uncharacterized. The record is from RefSeq and is a predicted model, not a curated record. Bases 18 to 3320 code for a protein of 1100 amino acids. NCBI's taxonomy places the organism in Eukaryota, Fungi, Basidiomycota, Agaricomycetes, Agaricales, Marasmiaceae. The transcript has 12 exons. Gene Ontology annotation, molecular function: identical protein binding; protein-macromolecule adaptor activity; ubiquitin binding.
CUCUCCUCCAUAUUUCCAUGUCAUCUCAAGACUCCGAAGAGUAUCUCGCUGUUCUCAAGGCUUCCUAUGACUAUACUCCAGAAGAAGAUGCAGAAGACGAGGUAGAAGUAAAGGAAGGACAGAUCCUCUUUCUGCUCCAGCGGGUGGAUGAAGACUGGUGGAAAGUCAAAAUCAAAGGUGAUUCGCAGGAACAAGACACUCCCUCCGGUCUCGUCCCAGCUGCAUAUGUAGAACAGGCAGAGCACACAUCACUUGUCAGGGCAUUGUUCGACUACGAAGCUACUGCCGCCGGGGAAUUAUCAAUAAAGGAAGAUGAAAUUCUACUCGCGUUCGAUAUUGAAGAGGAAUGGCUCUUGGCACAAAGUACUGAAGGAGGCAAGGCAGGAUUCGUUCCAGCUAACUACGUCGAGACGCAUACUGAGAGCGAAGGACAUGAGAGCCCUGCCGCACCGCAAAUAGUUGUUCCACCCUCGCCUCCCCGCCCAGUCAGCACGUAUAUAGACCCUGCUGACAGGGUCGCCAGUGCAAAGGCUAAUGCGGACGACAUCAAGACAUGGUCUGUGUCCGAAGUAGAUAAUAAGGGGAAGAAACUGAAAGGAACCCUUGGUAUUGGAAAUGGUGCCGUCUUCUUCGCUAGCGAGACCAGCAAGGCUGCGGUGCAGAAGUGGAGAACCGCCGACAUCACCAACCUAAGCAUCGAGAAAUCCAAACAUGUCCAUUUCGACAUCAGUGCUGCUGAUUCAACACACCUUCAUUUCCAUGCUGGUUCCAAAGACAUCGCCGAAGCUAUUGUGAGCAAGCUUGAGAGCUCAAAAGCGAUAUCCUCUGCCUCUUCCCCUGAGCCUUCAGCAUCUACUUCUCGCACUACGGAGGAAGCCCCUAAGGAGCCCAAGAAAGCGUCCGUCCACUUCUCACCUGCUUCCCCGACGAUAAUACCACCUCGAGAACCCUCAGAAGAUGGUGAAUACGAAUCAACGGAAGAUCAACAGGAUAUCGGUGACGAAGGGCAAGUUACUGUGCUUUAUGAUUUCAAGGCCGAUGGAGAGGACGAACUCACUGUCUCGGCGGACGAACACUUGAUAGUGUUGGAGAAAGACGGGGAUGAUUGGUGGAAGUGUCGUAAUCAGAAAGGUCAAGAAGGGGUAGUCCCGGCUUCGUAUGUGCAAGUCAUCGUAUCUGGAGCUCAACCAAAUACAUCUAGCUCAAAGGCAGCUGAAGAAGCUGCCGCUGAAAAGGCGCGCGGGGUCUCAGAAGCCAAGGCCAGAGCUGAAGCACAAGCCAGAGCGGAAGCUGAUGAAGCCGCACGAGGGAAGGCUGAGGCUGAAGCUAAAGCAAAGGCCGAAGCCGAACGUUUGGAACGAGAGGAAGAGGAAAGGAAGGCGCAGAAGAAGAAGGAGCAAGAGCGUGCAGAGGCGGUUGCAGCAGAGGCUGAGCGCAAACGACGUCAAGUGGCGGCCGUAGCAAAUCAGCCCCAGCCUCCCCGUGAAGUAAAGAGACCUAGUUCCAGUUCUGGGGGUAAGCCAGAGCAUGGCUUCCCUCCUGCAGAACGUGUUCGAACCUGGCACGACCGUACUGGUCAAUUCCGUGUUGACGCCGCUUUAUUGAGUUUCAAAGAUGGCAAACUGCGACUCCACAAGACGAACGGCGUUACUGUCGAAGUGCCCUCGGAGAAGAUGUCCGCUGAGGACAUGAAGUUCAUCGAGAAAUACUAUAACAAGAAGAAGUCCUCGAAGCCAGCGGAUGACGAAGAUAAUAUUCCUCUUGCCCAUCAAAAAUCACGAGCGGCUCCUGCUGCUUCGGCUAAACCAAAGAAAGCCAUGACGAUUGAUUGGUUUGAUUUCUUCCUCCAGGCUGGAUGUGAUCUUGACGAUUGCACGCGAUACGCUACUUCUUUCGAGCGGGAAAGAGUUGACGAGACUCAAGUAGGGGAUCUCACAGAGGGGGUUAUGCGUACGCUUGGGCUACGCGAAGGAGAUAUCAUGCGUGUCAAAAAGGCUACUGAAAAGUACAAACCGACAUCCCAGAAGGACCCAAGAGAGGACCAAAUCAAACAUGAUGAAGCACUUGCCAAACAACUCGAGGCACAAGAAAGUGGCGGUAGCUCCUCCAAACCUCCAAACUUGUUCGCAGAGGGUCCCGGAGGUGUGUUAAAGAACUCCACCAAGCGUGUCCGGCCCCAGCCGAGCAAAUCGUUGCCGGCCCAUGUCGAUCUCGACGUGAUCAGCGCUGCGUCAGCCGAGAUACAGCGGACAAGUUCGCCACAACUCCUUUCUCCAGACAGAGCCAAAUCCACCGCUUCUCCCGUUCAACCCCCUCCUCGAUCAAGCUCUACUUUGGGCUUUGAUGAUGAUGCGUGGACAAACAGGCCGAGUUCCACAAAACCGCUUGCUCCUACUACCCCGGGUACAACUACAGCUCGUGCACCUUCAGCACCACCUGCUGCUGCUGCUGCCGCCUCCGAUCCUCCAGCAGCACCACAUCUCUCCCCACCUAAAACGUUGGCAAAUACUACUGAAGCCGAUAUAUUUGAUCAGUUAACUCGUCUUAGCGAAUUGAAGAAGAACACCCCAGUGCAGUCACCGCCUCAAGCAACCUCCCCCCCUGUAAAUCCAACUCCUCCGCCCACCACUUUCUCAUCUGGUCUUGGAAUGGGCGCAUCUCCUGUUCCAAUGGGACAACUGCAGACUCAACAGACCUCGACGCCGCAGCCAUACAACGGUCCGCGAGGUCCUUUUGCCCCCGUUCCCGCCAACCAACAACUACUGCAGCCUUUGGUACCCACGCAGACAGGUUUCGCCGGCUUUGUGCCAACAAGGGCAACUAACAUGAAUUUUGGAACACCAUCGCCUGUCCCAUCUUUCCAGACUGGCAUGCCGGGUUCUCAGCUGAUGAUGAGUAACGCAACUGGCAUACCGGCCUCCCAGUCGUUAAUAAGCCAACCCACUGGCAUGCCCUUUGGUAAUUUCAACAACCCCAGUCCGUUUGGGCAGCAAAGUCCCUUCCAAUCGAGUGGGAGCUUUAAUGGACCUCUCAUGUCCAAUCCCACAGGCUUUAACCCGGGAUUUAGCCAGUCUCCUUUCAACAAUGGAAUUUUGUCUCCACCUCCUGUCCCGCCUUUACCGCCAUCUACGUCCAGUAAUCAAACAGAUACUAAUCCAGCUAACAUAUUUGCACAAAUGAAGUCUGGUACUUUUGCAACAGACAACUCAUCGGUGCCUCAGUCCUCAGAUAAAUACGAUGCUCUUCGUUCUAACCCUAUGGUCGCUCAGCCUACGGGUUGGGGCAACUUUCAAGGGCAGUCGUUUGUUGGGUAUCGAUGAGGAAGGGUAGUCAGCUACCUUGUUAGAUGUCAAUAUAUGGAAUAAUUUAUGUGCAUCAUCCGUGAAAUUCUGGCUAUGAAA